Physella acuta is the source of this 3796-nucleotide messenger RNA. RefSeq names its product angiomotin-like protein 1. Gene Ontology annotation, cellular component: bicellular tight junction; plasma membrane; cytoplasmic vesicle. Gene Ontology annotation, biological process: regulation of cell migration; actin cytoskeleton organization. The record is from RefSeq and is a predicted model, not a curated record. NCBI's taxonomy places the organism in Eukaryota, Metazoa, Mollusca, Gastropoda, Physidae.
CUAACAACUAGAUUCUAGAUCUAGAUCUAAUAUUUUACGAUAAUGAAAUGCCUAACAGUAAAGUGUAAUAAUGUUAAAAAUGUCUAGCCUUAGCUUUACCAUACGGUUUAGCCACUACGCCUACUUCUCUAGAAUAGAACUUGAUGUCUGAUGACGUCAAAUCAAGUGAAGGGAAUUCUUCGCAUUUUUGUGCGGCCAUUUUUAUUACUAACAAUAUUUGAGUACAAGGUGUCUUUAGACUGGGUGACUCACAAUGCAAAAUUACAGAGACCCUCCUCCUUAUCCAGGACACUCAAAGCAGGUUAACAUCAAUGAACCUGGAUUUCGACACAGCUUUUCUGGCAGUGAAACAAGUACAGAUGUGUCUUUAUCAUCUACAGAAAACUUAGCCUCAACACAACGCCAGGAACCUCAAGGAGAGGAAACACAAUCACCUUUCAGUUAUCCCCUAGAUGUUGGUAGUUCUGAUGGCAGCAGCUACAGUAUUUUAGAGCGUUUAGGAAUGCCCCCAAGAGUAUUGGAAACUGCUGGGAAUUUUCACACUUCCAAAAGUUUUGUUACCAACAGUAGUAGUUCUUCGGCAUCAUUUUGUUUUGAUAAGUCAAAGAACUGGCAACACAAUGAUUCUAACACUUCUUUAAAUAGUCUUUCAACAAACUCUGCCCCUCUGUAUUCUCAAGGGCAUUUAACUGUUCCAAAAUGGCAUCUUUCUCAAUCUCAUUACCAUGGUGAUUUAUGUGAGCAACACAAAAAUGUGAGUGAGCAGUUUGACCCUGUUUCCAGAAAUUCAGAACUAAAGACAGACUAUUCUUACUUGUCAUGGAUAAACAGAAAUGAAGCUGGAGCAGUUACGACUGUUUCCUCAUCAUCAAACAAUCAGUAUUUAUCACCACGUGUGCCUCCUGUAUCUACCUUCCACCACCCACAUCCUUAUGUUAACACACAUUGGACUAUUGGGAGUGGAGACUCCACUAGUAGUUCACAUUCCUCUAUUACUGCUUCAUCGCAAUCAUCUAGUACUUUCUUAUCUCACACCGUUAAAACAACAGAUAACCAACCUCUGUCAAACUUGGCUAAUCUUCCUCCUCCACCUGAAUACCCAGGGAGCUUGGCAUCUGCUGAUAUUCGGCCUUGUAGAUCCUAUGAGGCUAUGGAUAAAUUCUGUUUGCAAAAGUCUAUUCCAGAUCUUCGUUUAUGUUCUUCUAGUCCUGGAAUUUAUAUUAAAGAUACUCCACAAAAUGACAGCAGUUGUGAUGACAAAGACCAAACAAUAAUAGCUGCCAAGGCUAGUUGUCAAAUGAUUGAGAUGUUGACUGAGGAGAAUAAAAGACUUAGGGAAGAGCUUGCCAGCUGUGCUAUGAAAGUGGCCAGGCUACAUAAGUUGGAGAUGGAAAUAGAAAAAGUUCAUGAGUCUCAUCAAGCAUUGGUACACUCAGGAAAAAAGAGGGAAGUCCUCUGGAUGGCUAUGAAAAAGAAACUGGAGGAGAGAAUACAAGCCCUGGAGACAGGGGAUACAGCAUGUAGGUCUGUUCCAUGGAUAGAUGGUGAAAUAAGUAAUAAACUAGCAGAAAAAGAAGCAACGAUAACUAAACUCUUGGCACAAAAUCAAGAACUUUCAAUAAGCAGAGAUGAACUAGAAGGAGAAAAUAACAAACAUGCUUUAACAGCUACUGACUUGAGGGCCCAUGUGGACAUCUUUGAGAAUGCCCUUUUAAAUGUUCAAACCAGAGUUCUUACAUUAGAGGAGGAGAAACAUGGUUAUAUUGAGAAGCUAGAGCAGACACAAAGAGCUUUUUCUGCUCUUCAAGCCGUCACAGAAAAACAAGAGAAAAAAGAAAAAGAAAUGCGGGCCCUAUUAGAGAAAGAGCUGGAAAUGUACCGAGCACAAGAUAAGGCAGGUCCACUGAGACGUUCAGAAUCAGGAAAAGAUGAUAUCAAAGUUACAGGUACCUUGAGAAAAAUUUUGGAGGAAAAAGAUACCAAGAUUCUACAGCUGGAAACAGAUUUAGCCUCGAUGGAGCAAAAAUUACUGAAAGAAACGACUUUAAGACAGUUGAAUAUUGGAGAAAUAUCAUCAGGAUUAAAAGAUUUACGACUGACUCCAGUUGACAAAUGCUCUUCUGGUGUGGAAAAACUAAUAGAUGAAGCUAAGACAGAAAAAUUGAAACACAUGGAAGAGUUACACCAGUCACAAAGAAAUGUGGCUGAAUUGGAGGCCAGAGUCAAACAGCUAGAGAGUCAGCUGGUUGAAAAAGAUGCAAUUCUGAAAGUGUUUCAAAGGGCUCCAUUAGCCAUGGCUCGCAGCUCUAGUCUACAUGCUCUCUGCCACUCACCCCUCCAUUCUCCAAGACCUUCUCUACUUUCUUCUCAUGCCUGGGCUGGCAACAUAGAAUCAUCAAGCUAUCCAAACUAUGCUACCACUAGACAUAUAAAAACAGGCAGUGCUAAUUCUGUAGAAGCUGCCUUCAAGCUUUCUAUUGAAGAAGAGCUUCUGGCCAAGGUUCAGAGUUUGAAUACCGAGGUCAAAGGUGAAGAUGAAGUUAAGCUGUGGCAUGUUUAAUAAGACUAGACAAUUCUAAAGCUGCACAAUACAUUAGUCCAUUCAAUCUGCAACUACACAUCAGUCUGGUCAUUGAUGUUGUGAGCCCAGUCUAUGUUGAUCUGACUAAAACCACUGAGAGAGGCUUCCUGUCUACCUAUGCCUUGGAUUACCAUUGAGAGAGGCAUUAUGUCUACCCAUGCCUUGGGUUACCAUUGAGAGAGGCAUUAUGUCUACCUAUGCCUUGGAUUACCAUUGAGAGAGGCAUUAUGUCUACCCAUGCCUUGGGUUACCAUUGAGAGAGGCAUUAUGUCUACCCAUGUCUUGGGUUACCAUUGAGAGAGGCAUUAUGUCUACCCAUGUCUUGGGUUACCAUUGAGAGAGGCAUUAUGUCUACCCAUGUCUUGGGUUACCAUUGAGAGAGGCAUUAUGUCUACCCAUGUCUUGGGUUACCAUUGAGAGAGGCAUUAUGUCUACCCAUGCCUUGGAUUACCAUUGAGAGAGGCAUUAUGUCUACCCAUGUCUUGGGUUACCAUUGAGAGAGGCAUUAUGUCUACCCAUGUCUUGGGUUACCAUUGAGAGAGGCAUUAUGUCUACCCAUGUCUUGGGUUACCAUUGAGAGAGGCAUUAUGUCUACCCAUGCCUUGAAUUACGCUUGCCUUGACUUGCUGUGCUUGAUAUUUUUUUGUAAAUUUCACCAUUUUUAAAAUGAAUAAGUGCUUUCAAGAUUUUAUUUCAAAAUGUUGAUAAUAAAAAGAAACGCCAUUGUACACUCUGAAUUGUUCAUACUGCUAACCCUAGUAUUACUAGUGUUCUAAUGUCUAUCUAGUAUUAUUUAAUAAAAAUGUUUAUAAAGUGUGUUAGCAUGUUGAAAAGGUUGUUAACAUGUUGAAAAAAAAAAUACAUAUUGAAAAAAAUUAACAUGUCGAAAAGGUUGUUAACAUGUUUACUGAAAUUUCAUAUCAAGUCAGCGACUUGAGUUGGCCAACAUAACGCCAGACUACUAACAAUAUGUCCAUACUAUAAAAAAUAUCUAGCUGAAUGGUAAUUUUUUGUUAUUUUUCAUUUCUUAUUUAUUACAACUUUGUCAUUGAAGUAUAUCAGAUAAUGACUUGAGUAUGGAUAGAGUUAUUUUGUUAGCACAUAGUCAACCCUACCUGUUACUGGCAAAAAUAUAAGCGCCAGAAAGACAAAAUGUCUGUUAAAUGUUCUAAACAAUCCUCACAUAUUUUGUUUGUAAUAAACAAGUUAAUAAAG